Messenger RNA from Rubroshorea leprosula, 937 nucleotides. NCBI's taxonomy places the organism in Eukaryota, Viridiplantae, Streptophyta, Magnoliopsida, Malvales, Dipterocarpaceae. The record is from the annotation of a GenBank genome assembly.
CCUAUAAAUGUACCCAAAAAAUCUUUGUGAACUAUAAUUGCCUUCGAUUUUCCACCAUAGCCGCCAGCUUCUCCGUCGGAAUUUCGGCGCUGUUCCUUCCGACCCUGCUCUACGGUUUCCAUCUCGGUGUUGAUUCGAUCGUGUAUUGAUGGCAUCUAAACGCAUCCUCAAGGAGCUUAAGGAUUUACAGAAGGAUCCUCCUACCUCCUGUAGCGCCGGUCCUGUAGCCGAAGACAUGUUCCAUUGGCAAGCUACAAUUAUGGGGCCUGCUGAUAGCCCUUAUGCUGGAGGUGUCUUCCUGGUUUCCAUCCACUUUCCACCAGAUUAUCCAUUUAAGCCCCCUAAGGUUGCAUUUAGGACGAAAGUCUUCCACCCAAAUAUUAAUAGCAAUGGAAGUAUAUGUCUGGAUAUUCUUAAAGAACAAUGGAGCCCAGCACUAACUAUUUCUAAGGUGCUGUUAUCCAUUUGCUCCCUGUUGACGGACCCUAACCCAGAUGAUCCACUCGUACCUGAAAUUGCUCAUAUGUACAAGACUGACAGGGCCAAAUAUGAAGCAACUGCACGCAGCUGGACUCAGAAGUAUGCAAUGGGUUGAUAAUGAUAGAUUGCUCUGGAAUUGUUCAGAAGUGGAAAUUGGGUCUUUUGUGGUUCUAAUCUUAUUUAGGGUAAAAAAAUGUCUUAAGAAUGUUUGUUGUUUUUGUUUUUGUUUUUGUUUUUGUUUUUUGUUUUUUGUUUUUUGUUUUUUGUUUUUUUUUUUGAAAUGUGAUUCAAAGUUGGGAAGCAACAUAAUUACCAUCCUGUGAAUAUUUAUUGUGAGACGUUUAGAGGAGGAGAAAACUGUAAUUUACUGUUGCUGUGUCGAUCAGGAGGUUGUAUGGUCUUAUAUUAUGUUCCAAUUUGGCUGUGAUUGAAAUAAAAAUAAUGCUUUUAGACUAUA